AUGGCGCACGUCUUCUUCCGCCGCAACUACGUCCACGUCCGCGAGCUCAACCUCAGCGAGAUCAACUAUCUCGAGAGUGACCCCGAGCAUCGCCCUCGCGCGAGCCUGAACUACACCCCUGUGCUCGACGACGACUUCCUCGAACUCCUGACCACCGCCUUCAACAAUCAUCCUUCUGCGUCAAGCAUGAUGGCCGAACUGAACUGUACCCGCAUCCGCUUUGUUGGCGGUCUCCCCAGAGGCUUUGCUUGCUUCCAGGCUCUGAGAAGGGAAGGCAAACAUGCCGACAGAUACAUCUAUGGCCACCACGAGAGCACGAGAAACAAGUUUGGAACAGACAAGACGUUCAAGUCGCUCAAGCAGUUUGUUCCUCAUGUCUUUUGGAUCAUUGUGGAUCAGCCUCUUGCCGACAAUCGUCCUAGAGGUUGUUUGUGCAAACUGUGUGCUGAGCAAAACUACAGACUCUGA
This is a messenger RNA of Aureobasidium uvarum, 468 nucleotides long. NCBI's taxonomy places the organism in Eukaryota, Fungi, Ascomycota, Dothideomycetes, Dothideales, Saccotheciaceae. The record is from the annotation of a GenBank genome assembly.